Odobenus rosmarus divergens (Pacific walrus) is the source of this 1704-nucleotide messenger RNA. It is a transcript of the gene AKAP5, whose product is annotated as A kinase (PRKA) anchor protein 5. Gene Ontology annotation, molecular function: adenylate cyclase binding; beta-2 adrenergic receptor binding; GABA receptor binding. The record is from RefSeq and is a predicted model, not a curated record. Gene Ontology annotation, cellular component: dendritic spine; excitatory synapse; dendrite membrane. The transcript has a single exon. Gene Ontology annotation, biological process: positive regulation of adenylate cyclase activity. The coding region runs from base 261 to 1547 and encodes 428 amino acids. Lineage: Eukaryota; Metazoa; Chordata; Mammalia; Carnivora; Odobenidae.
GUUGAUCCUUAAAUAAAACAAAAAUCUAUCCGGUAAAGGGCUUUCAUGAAGAAAUUAAAGAGAGAAAUUACAAGUAAGAGAGAAACCAAGAAUUGUACACCGUAGAAACCACCUAAAACAACUGUAUGGAGUAAGACAAAAGGAGUGAAUACAUCUGGAAGAAAUUUUACUUAGUAUAUUUUUGCCCACCUUUUUGUCAUAAAGACUGCUAAGGAAGAGAGAAUAUAGUUUUCUAGAGAAAGAACAAGUGUGAUAUAAAAAUGGAAACCAUGGUUUCCGAAAUUCAAGUUGAAAGCAAGGAUGAGAAGAGACCCACAGAAGUUAGUCCUCAAGAUGAGAGGCAGGAGGAAAGAGCAUCAAUGCUUUGCUUCAAGAGAAGAAAGAAAGCAAGCAAAGCAGUGAAGCCCAAAGCUAGCUCUGAGGCUGCUGGCACAGCAAGAAAGUGUCCCCCAGAAGCAGGAGCUACCGAGCAGCCACGGCCCCCAGGGGGGGCCUGGGCCUCAAUCAAACGUCUUGUAACACGCAGGAAAAGGUCAGACUCUUCAAAGCAGCAAAAGCCCUUUGAGGCCAAAGUGCAACCUGAAAUCAGUGCUGAGGAUGCUGAUCUUUCUAAGAAAAAGGCAAAAUCCGGGCUUAAGAUUCCCUUCAUAAAAUUCUCAAAAGGAGAGAAACGAAGUAAUCAUUCCAAAAUUAUAGAAGACUCAGACUGUAGCCUCAGAAUCCAGGGAGAGGCUGAACAUUUGGAUACAAAAGCUCCAGCCCAAUCAGAUGACCAGGCAAUAAAGACCAAGUUGCCCCAGGAUAUAAGUAAAGAUGUCUCACGGAAAGAGGGUGACGAGGUCUGUGAACCAAAUGUGAGCAACAGCACAACUACAGCUGGAGAAAAAGUGGUUUCAGUAGAACUUGGGUUAGAUACGGGGCGUUCUGCCAUUCACCCAGGAGCACUAAUCCUUGAAAGAGAUACCGAAACGACGGAGGAAAAACAAAGUGUCCGACCCCAGCAAGCAAGCCCACUUGAAACUUCAGAAACAGAACAUCAGCCACCAGUGGUUUCUGAUGUUCCUCCCUCACCUGCAAUCCCAGAUCAGCAAAUUGUGGAAGAAGCCAGAAGCAAUAUCCUAGAAAGUGGACCAAACUGGGGAGAGCAUGACAGUAGAGAGAUUAUAGCUGAAGAGAGUGAGCAAAAAGACACUGAAUUGAGCCAGGAAUCAGAGCUGAGAGAAAAUGAGGUCACUGCAGAGAAACCCAAACCAGAAGAAAGCAAAAGAAUGGAGCCAAUUGCUAUUAUUAUUACAGACACUGAAAUCAGUGAAUUUGAUGUUAAGAAAUCUAAAAAUGUCCCUAAGCAAUUCUUAAUUUCAAUUGAAAAUGAGCAAGUAGGGGUUUUUGCUAAUGAUAGUGGUUUUGAGGGUAGAACUUCAGAACAAUACGAAAAACUCUUAAUAGAAACAGCUUCUUCUCUUGUCAAGAAUGCUAUCCAAUUGUCUAUAGAACAGCUGGUUAAUGAAAUGGCCUCUGAUGAUAAUAAAAUGAACAAUCUUCUAUAGUGACUUCAUUUCCAGAUCAUGGAAGGAAAAAAAAAAAGCUUCAUGUUAAAUUAUGUUGCAUAUUUGUGGCAUUUCUUAUUCAGUUAAAAUGAGAGGUUUAUCAUCCGUGGAAUUUACAGGUACAGUUCCAGCCCAGAAGUGCUAAAGAAUUUAGUUU